AUGGCUGAGGCGACGCAAACGCUAUCGCUCGAAGAUGAUGCGAUACACGAACCCGGAGAUGAGGUCUGGAUGGGCCACUCUAUUAUUCCUCGCGAUGUUGCCUGUUGCGAGACUACGGUCAAUCUUCCAUCAUUUCCUAUCUCUGCUGCUGCAGGUAGCGAUAUCAAGAAAAGCGCGUUCGUAGUAAACGACCUGACCAAGCACCCGGACUUAUCUACGAGGCCAUACGUCACCGACUUUCCCAAUGGUCGUUUCUAUGCCGGUGUGCCCAUAACUACGCCAUCUGGCAUCAAUAUUGGCGCAUACUGCAUUCUCGACGACAAAGUCCGAAAUGGGGUUUCGGACAGAGAUCUCAUCUUUCUGCGCGACAUGUCGAAAACGGUCAUGACCCACCUCGAGGCUGUGCGUGCUCUUGCUGAGCGGCAGCAAACCAAUCGUAUGGUGGCUGGACUUGGUGACUUUGUGCGUGGUGGGGCUUCGGAUGCGGGUCGUACAGCGCCGUCAGCAACCAAUACACCUCCGAAAGAGGUUGGUGUAGAAGCCCAAGAUACCCACGCUGUAGAGUAUCGCCUGCCCGAUGCAUUGGUUGAUGCUACGGGAACGCCUGCCACGCCGUCUUCGCAGUCGUUAACGGACUACUUUGUUACUCAGCAUCAACCAAGCCCACUGGCAAGCCAUGCUGAAGCACUUGAAAAGGAUGCUGUUUCUCUACGACAAUCAAGCGAAUACAGCGGAAUCUCUUCCCCAAAUCAUCAGAAACAUGAUUUACCCGAUCGAUCGGUGCGGACAGAUUCUGGAAAUAUACCAAGUUUUACUGCUUCUCCAAUAGAAACCUCGACGGUUCGUCCACUGCCUCGUCCGCGAGAGAGCGCUGAUGAUCCAAAGAGUACGUAUCAACGUGCUGCUGAAAUUCUUUGUCAAUCGCUCAACAUUGAUGGAGUUGCCUUUCUCGACGCGUCCGUCCGAGUAUUUGGCGGGUUGAGCAAUGACCAAGAUGCUGAGUCUGUCGAAGGCAGUACUGCUGAGAGCGGCGAUUCUACAGGCACCUUUUCACAUUCAGAGUCUGCAGCUGAGCCACGAGUCGAGCGCGCAAAAGUCUGUCAGGUGUUGGGUUGUGCACAAACUGUGCGUGACGAUAUGCCGGGCAUGAAUCGUCCCAAAAGUCUGCCUCCCAAAAAGUUGACGGAACUGUUCUUACGUAAGCUUAUGAAUCGUAAUCCGCACGGAAAAGUCUGGACUUUUGAUGAGCACCUCAAAACGCAUUCUGAAGAUGGCUUUUCUUCGGACGAAUCUGGCACCGGUAUCGACGCUGCUGCAGCGCUGUCACCGAGUGUUCAGCAACGGAGGGCCACCCGUAGAGAUCGAAAGAGUGAUGGAGAAAUCUUGCAAGCGGCAUUCCCAGGGGCGCGAUGCAUAGCACUCAGUGGUAUUUGGGAUUAUACGAGAAAACGGUGGGCCGUUGCGGGUCUGUACUGGACUAUUGAUCCGUUCAGGACUUUUGCCAAAGAAACAGAGAUGAAGUUCGUUGCUGCCUUUUGUGACAUCAUCGUUGCUGAAACCAAACGUCUUGAAGUGGUUGGGACCGACAAAGCCAAGUCAGACUUCAUUUCAAGCAUAUCUCACGAGCUCCGCUCCCCGCUGCAUGGUAUUCUUGGAUCAUGCGAGUUAUUGUCGGACCGUGGGCUAGACGAUACAGCAAUGACGUUGCUCGAACAAAUAGAUUCAUGCGGACGCACGUUGCUUGAAAUCAUCGAGCACCUGCUUGAUUUCGCAAAUAUCAAGAGUCGGCGAUUGAGAAAGGGUUCUGUCAAGGGCUCAAAAAUCAGUCGGAAGUUUUUACCACCUACCGGAAGUUCUUUUGCCGAUGAUCUAGAAGCACUACAAAAGAGCGUCGCACUAGAUGCUCUGACCGAAGACACCAUCAUAUCCUCUAUAUACUCAUUUUACUACGGCCAAAGACUCCACAAGGACACUCACCCAUCGGUCAUUCUUGACAUUGACCGUUCUAACGGCAAGGCCUGGACAUGCAGCUUAGCGACAGGCGGCUGGAAGCGGAUUUGCAUAAACCUCGUCACCAACGCACUCAAGUACACUCCUUCUGGUUUCAUUAGGGUCUCUCUAAAGCAAGAGCCCAAGCCAGGAUCACGUCGGCGCUUCAAUGCUUUGCUUACUGUCUCUGACACUGGUAUAGGCAUGUCGAAGAAGUUUCAGAACGAUCGUCUGUUCCAUGACUUUUCUCAAGAAGAUACAAUGUCCGAUGGUUUAGGCCUUGGUCUGCACAUGGUCUCGCGGAUAGUAUAUGCAAUGGGUGGCAGGAUCGAAGUCGUAAGCAAUGGAAAAGGCACAGGCACUUGUGUCACUGUACUUGUGCCCUUAGAGCAUAGCCAGAAAAGUUCGCAUCGCAGUGACUCUUGGGACAAGGAAAUUGUAACUUCCCCAAAUGUCUUUGGAGUUCUAAAGGUCGGUCUUGUCACAGGGACAGAAGUUCCAACAGAUUUUGAGAAUUCUUCGACAACAGAACUAUCUUCAUUAGCGAUCGCUUCUGUCGAAAACAAUCUCAAGUUCAUGGGCGUACAUUUCGAGCGAUGCAAGUGGCGAAGCGUCAAUUCAUACGACCUGAUACUCGUCAUGGAAGCUGAACUAGCUGGAUGCCUCGCGGCACUACGAAACAGCAGUGCUGCGGAUGAUCUCCAUGCAAAGAAUGCCGACGGUCUUGCACCUGUGCUGGUUAUAUGCAACCAUAAUCCAAGUGCACGGAUGCUACGAGACUCGUGGGCAACGGACGAUCUCCGGUCUUAUGUAACCAUGGAACAUGUUGCUCUACCAUGUGGCAUCAAACAGAUCACUCAAGCGAUCUCGUCCGCUUUACGUCAGCACGAGAAGCUUAAGAUGGCACGUUUGGACAUAGUAGAAGCUUAUCAAGAGUCUAGAAGGGAGAGCUCUGCAGACAGUGUGGCACUAUGUGACAUCAAGACUCAGAGUCAACCCCAACUGCGAUCGUUUGCUCCAGUAAGGGCGACGACUAAUAUCACUUUUGUAGAGCAGGCCUGGGCUGAUUCAACGCGGUCGACUGAUAAGUCAGCACAUGUGCUUCCAGUACAUUCGUUGCCAAAAGAUGCUCAGCUUUUCUCCUCAUCGAGCCAUCGCAUAUCGGCCCCCCAGACUGGUCUGGAUUCACAGGCUGCACAGAAUUUGGGACCGGGUACCCCUUCAACCGAAGUCACAUCUGCACUCGGACUUCCUACCCAAAUUCCAAUCUUACUACUUGUCGAUGACAACGACAUCAAUCUCAAGCUUCUCUCUACCUUCGCUAAGAAGUACAAGUACUCGCAUAUCCUCGCACAGAACGGCCAGCUUGCUCUUGACGCUUUCGAGAACGCUCACAGAAAUCUCAGCUCGUGUAACAGCAACGAGGCGGAAAACGUCCGCAUAGUAAGAACCGGCAUGCCAAAUACAAUCAUUAUGGACAUCAACAUGCCUGUCAUGGACGGUUAUGAAGCCGUUCAGCGGAUCCGCUCUUACGAGAAAAAGCAUCGUUUAACGCCAUCCAAGAUAAUUGCUGUAACUGCUUUACAGUCGGAGGCUGCACGAGUCGAGGCGAUUGGUAGUGGCUUUAAUAUGUUCUUAAGCAAGCCGGUUAAACUGAAGGAUCUAGCGAAGCUUAUCCAAGUGGGUUGA
Messenger RNA from Alternaria arborescens, 3678 nucleotides. RefSeq lists its product as hypothetical. Gene Ontology annotation, biological process: phosphorylation; phosphorelay signal transduction system. Gene Ontology annotation, molecular function: phosphorelay sensor kinase activity. NCBI's taxonomy places the organism in Eukaryota, Fungi, Ascomycota, Dothideomycetes, Pleosporales, Pleosporaceae. The transcript has a single exon. The coding region runs from base 1 to 3678 and encodes 1225 amino acids. The record is from RefSeq and is a predicted model, not a curated record.